AUGAUUCUGUUGGCACUUCUACAAGGUCUCUUUUAUACCUCUGUGGCUCUCAGUUCUCUUCAUGUGCUUCAUUAUUUUCUUUUCCAAAGAAAACGGAUGAAACAUUCCAUGAGAGGAAAGAAUGUAUUGAUAUCGGGAGGAUCUACAGGUAUUGGACUCGGUAUUGCAAUUGAAUGUUUAAAACAAGGAUGUUCCAAUUUAAUCAUUGUUGCUAGAAAUAGAGACAAAUUAGAACAAGCUAAAAAAGAAUUAGCAACAUAUUCCGAAGAGAAACAAUCAAUUUUCAUUUAUCCAUGCGAUGUGACUGAUGAAAAACAAGUGGAUUCCAUGUUGGAAGAAAUUUACUCGAAAAUUUUGAAAAGAAAAGUAGAUUAUUUAUUUAUCAAUCAAGGAUUGUCCAUUCCAGGUUAUGCUACACUUCAGCCCAUGAGUGAUUUUAAAUAUCAAAUGGAUUUAAAUUAUUUUAGUCAUGUACUGGUUUCAAAGAAAUUUAUUCCAACCAUGCUUGACGAGAAAAUGGAUGACUCUUCUUCAUCACAUAUUAUUUUCGUUGGAAGUGCAUGUUCAAUCACAUCAUUUGUUGGAUAUGGAUCAUAUGCUCCAACCAAGUAUGCUAUCAAAGGUUAUGCAGAGGCAUUGAGAAGUGAAUUACUUGGAACAAACAUUCGUAUUCAUUUGGCAUUGCCUGUGGAUACUGAUACAGAGGGAUUCAAAAAGGAAAAUGAAACAAAACCAAAAGAAUGUGCCACAUUGUCAAGCUUGUCUGGUUUACAAACUUAUAUAGAAUCAGGAUCUUCACUGGUUAGAAAUUUGAUGAAGAGUGGCAUUCAAUUCUAUGUGACUUCCUCCUUUGAUACUUAUUUGCAAAUUGUGGGUGGAACUUUGGGCGUUGGUCCUUGUGUCAACAUUUACAACUAUCCUUUAUUGGAUGUCAUUGUGGGUGGAGUGAUGGUCAUACCAGCAAUUUUGAGAGGUUAUGCCUACUACUUUGAUAAGGUCAGUUAUGAGGCUGCACAAACACACAGAAAUGAACUUUUCAAAAAGAAGUUGUACAAACCUGUCGAAUCGUUCAGAACGAAGGUAGAAUAA
Messenger RNA from Naegleria fowleri, 1089 nucleotides. RefSeq lists its product as uncharacterized. The transcript has a single exon. The record is from RefSeq and is a predicted model, not a curated record. Gene Ontology annotation, molecular function: 3-dehydrosphinganine reductase activity. NCBI's taxonomy places the organism in Eukaryota, Heterolobosea, Eutetramitea, Acrasida, Naegleriidae. Gene Ontology annotation, cellular component: endoplasmic reticulum membrane. The coding region runs from base 1 to 1089 and encodes 362 amino acids. Gene Ontology annotation, biological process: sphingolipid biosynthetic process.